This is a messenger RNA of Homalodisca vitripennis (glassy-winged sharpshooter), 1087 nucleotides long. RefSeq lists its product as uncharacterized. The record is from RefSeq and is a predicted model, not a curated record. The transcript is spliced from 3 exons. NCBI's taxonomy places the organism in Eukaryota, Metazoa, Arthropoda, Insecta, Hemiptera, Cicadellidae. The coding region runs from base 287 to 1087 and encodes 266 amino acids.
UUGAAUACCGUGGAACCCAUUUGAGGUUCUAGAUGUUACACUCAAAAUAAUUAAUGAGUUGCCCAUCCCAGAUAGCAUACGCUGCAAUGAAUAAAAUGUGAACUGGAGAUACAUUUAAUAUUCAAAUUAUAUAAAAUUAGUAUAUUUAUAUGCUUAACAACUAAUUCAAAUAAUAUGUAUAAAAACUUAAACGGAGAGUAGAUAUCAUAAUAACUUCACGUAAUACAUGGCUUAUAUGUAAUGAGAAACUAAGAGAAUAAAUGUAUAUUUGUUUAGGAGUAAAGGAAUGUAUUUUUAUUGCAGAGAACCAGUGGAAGUAUCCAGCAGGAUCGGAUACGAACAAUUGCGUUCGGCCAUGUACCGAGCAAAGCGGCAGAGGAUGGACAUAAUUCCUCAAUCCUUGGAAGACCUUGCCGUAAUGCUCGGUCAACCAAACAACAGAAGAUUUGUUCGUACCCUUGACGACCACCCUUUCUACCUUGGCCACGUUAGUAAUGAAGGUAGCAGUUCUGUUAUUUUUGGAUCGCAUCAUUUUAUCCAACUGAUGGAGGAAGCACAUGAGGUCCACAUUGAUGGGACAUUCAAGGUCCGUCCCAAUGUACCACCUUCUCGUCAAUUACUGACGGUCAUGACCAUGCACUUUAGCCAAGCAUUUCCUGUGUUUUAUGUUUUGAUGGAAUCCAAAAGUUCCAGUUCUUACAUUGCUCUGUUCCGCUUUUUGAGAGAUGUGGCUCCACAAUUUAACCCCACGGUUGUGAUAACUGAUUUUGAAAGGGGGCUCCAGGUGGCUGUUAGAACAGUAUUCCCGAACGCUCAUCUAGUCGGCUGCUGGUUCCACUCGGCCAAUGCAAUGAGGAAAAGAGCAAGGCUGUUAGGAAUGACCGCCUUAUUAAAUGAAAACCCAGUGGCCCAUAAAAUCGUAAAGAUGACUAUGUCCCUCCCUCUUCUCCCUCACGAUGCUAUUCCAGCCGGUAUGCGAGCCAUCAGGCAGCAUGCCUUAAGAAAUGGUCUCGCAGAAGAAAUGGAACGAUUUCUAUUGUACGUUGAGGAGACAUGGAUUCAGGGUAAACUAAACAUUUUCUUGUGA